Cuscuta campestris is the source of this 1199-nucleotide messenger RNA. The record is from the annotation of a GenBank genome assembly. Lineage: Eukaryota; Viridiplantae; Streptophyta; Magnoliopsida; Solanales; Convolvulaceae.
GUCGCACGUUGGGUUAGACUUAACUGAGUCUCGGUCAAAUGGAUGGACGACUCAGAGGCAGUAAGUUGGGGUCAUCAAUGACAAGUCGGAUGAUUUUACUCACUCAUCCAGCCAGGAGUUGGAUCUUUAUGAUUUAAUUGGAACUCUGUUCCUAACCAAAGUAGUCUGCUUGUAAGACGUGCCUCAGCCAAUUACAAGUAUGGUGAAAAGGUGNAUUAACGAGAAACGCAUAUCUAAGUUACAUCGUUCUGGUGUACUUGAUUCAUUUGACUUCCAGUCAUAUGAUGUAUGUAAAUCUUGUUUACUUGGUAAAAUGACAAAGGCUCCAUUCACCGGUCACGGUGAGAGGGCGAGUGACUUAUUGGGCCUCAUACACUCCGAUGUCUGUGGUCCAAUUAGCACUGUAGCUAGAGCAACACACACACUCAACAGAGUUCCAUCUAAAGCUGUCGAGAGCACACCAUACGAACUAUGGCGUGGGAGAAAACCGAGUUUCUCGUACUUUAAGAUUUGGGGCUGUAAAGCUUAUGUAAAACGUCUCAUGACGUCUAGUAAGUUGGAGCCUAAAUCUGAUAAAGUAAUUUUUGUGGGAUACCCCAAGGAAACUAGAGGGUAUGAGUUCUAUCAUCCAUCUGAUAACAAAAUUUUCGUUGCUCGGAAUGGAACCUUCCUUGAGAAGGAGUUUCUUUCUGCUAUCACUAGUGGGAGAAAGGUAGACCUCGAAGAAAUUCGAGAACCACAAGAAGAAGUCCCGAUAGUGUUGGAACCUGAGCAAAGAGAUCAAGCAAUUGAACCUAAAAUUGCUCAAGAUAUACCACGUAGGUCAGACCGGAUACGUAAUCCUCCGGUCAGAUAUGGAUUUCUCAUGUCUGAUGAAGGUGACGUCUUGUUGGUAGAUCAAGGCGAACCAGAGACCUACCUCGAGGCAAUUACAUGCCCCGAAUCCGAUCUAUGGCUCGAAGCCAUGAAAUCUGAAAUGGAGUCUAUGUACACAAACCAAGCUUUGUUUUGGGUAUGCCGCAGCGCGUAUUCAGAAACGUAGAUUACGUACAUAGGAUUUGCCACUACUCUUUUUAAAGAGAUUAAUGUCUUAUGGGGCCCACUGAUAAGUCAUGAUUGAGAAAACUGCAUGGCCAUGCUAAGAUGCUUUUAUGACGUCUGUUCCUAUUAUUCCGACUUGAUAAAUCAGUGAAUGACUU